AUGACUCCACAGACUGCUGCAAGUUCUCCAAAUCCCAUGUCAUCCAAAGAAGCAAACACCUCCACCACCAUGAACCAACCCAAUCCUCAGCCUUCCGAGACUACACCCCCGGUCAAGGGUACUAUCAACCCCACAAUCCCCAACGAGACCAACUCCACCAACGCCACGAAUCCGGAUCGUCGCAGCUCAUCUGAUAACUCUACCACUGAAGGGUCAGUCCCCGUUAUUGGAAACGAUCAGGACCAGUUCGGCUCCAUUGACAACGUGGAUGAGCUACUCCCCUCCCUGAGUCUGGAAGAUCCACCCACGGAGGCUGAGGAAAAUGUAUUGCCAGAGAUAACCGUUGAGCAGUGGUAUUAUCCCCAUUCGGACUUUGAUGAGAGAUCGUUGCAGUUGGACUGAGCAUGGAUUGCGGAGAACAUGGUGUUGGCGUGUUGGAGCCUUUACUACGUGUGGCUAUGAGGGUACUUAAAUAGUGUGUAUCACAAGAGUGUUUGACCAUCUCCACACGCCCCAGCACCUGUUCAAGCCACUAUUAGCACUAUAUAGUAGAGUACUCACUCCACUCAGCCUAACAGAUCAAUCAAAUACUGAACCAAAAACCCCGCCGACUUACUCCCACCC
Molecule: messenger RNA, 624 nt
Organism: Aspergillus sclerotioniger CBS 115572
Lineage: Eukaryota; Fungi; Ascomycota; Eurotiomycetes; Eurotiales; Aspergillaceae
Exons: 2
Coding region: 1-402 (133 amino acids)
Source: RefSeq, a predicted model, not a curated record